GAAAUCAUCCUAGAAAACCUGCCGAGAAUGCAUGUUUUCUCUGCCUUUGAAGUUGAAUUAACCAAAGACAUCUCGGGCACAACCUCCUAUGACGCGUAGCCUUUCCCUCGCGCAUGCGCAUGCGUCGCUACCAUCAAUUGCAGUGGGCGAAGCUACCAGUGACCGGAAAGUAUUUCCUACUAUAUUAAAGCCACUUGUUAGUUCCUCGCGAUGUCGGCGUAUGACAGUAACCCGUUUGCUGAUCCAGUGGACGUGAAUCCUUUCCAGGAUGACUCAGUCACCCAAGCCACUCGUGGAGCUAUGGACCGUCUCGGGGAGUAUAACCCUUUCUCUUCCACGGAAAUGAGUGAGCGCACAGACACCACCAUCCCCAUCUCUUCCACCGUAUCUCAGCCUGCUGUCCUUCAAACGUCUGUGGAGCAGAGCGCACAAGUAACUGCCGCUGCUGGACAAGCAAACCUGAUGCGUCAGCAGGCAGAGCUAGAGAGGAAGGCAGCAGAGCUGGACAGAAAGGAGCAGGAGCUGAACAACAGGGCCUCAUCAGCACCUGUCAAUGCUGGAGACCGAGUGAACAACUGGCCCCCUCUUCCGUCGUUCUUCCCAGUGAAGCCUUGUUUCUACCAAGACUUUGAGCGGGAUAUUCCAGAGGAGUAUCGUAGGAUCUGCAAGAGAAUGUACUAUCUCUGGAUGUUUUACAGCGUGACUCUCUUCCUCAACGUGCUGGCUUGUCUGUCUUGCUUCACUGCAAACAACUCGUGCAGCGUGGACUUUGGGCUCUCCAUCCUGUGGUUCAUCCUCUUCACUCCUGUGUCCUUCAUCUGCUGGUACAGGCCUGUCUACAAGGCUUUCAGGUCGGACAGCUCCUUCAGCUUCUUCUUUUUCUUUUUUGUGUUUUUCUUUCAUGCUGCAGUGACCGUCAUCCAGAGUGUGGGGAUCCCACGAUGGGGCAACAGUGGGUGGAUCAUUUCCAUCAGCUUGAUCCAGCCGAACCUGGCUGUGGCCGUGGUGAUGAUGGUCGUGGCUGGAUUUUUCACCGUAAAUGCUGUCCUGGGCAUCAUCCUGCUAAAAAUGGUCCACUCCAAAUACAGAAGGACAGGAGCCAGCUUCACUAAAGCCCAACAGGAGUUCUCUGACGGCGUCCUCACAAACAGAACCUUCCAGAGUGCAGCCACCAGUGCUGCCGCUUCGGCUUUUGGCAGGAACUAAAACCCUCUCUGGCUCGCCUGCACCACACUAGCUACAGUAUCUACAGUCACUGUUUGGGAUGAUUAUUUAUUUCAAUGGGCCAAAUAAACAAGUAGAUGUAUGAGUUUGUGCUGGAUAGACUAAGGCAUUGAACAAAUAAUUUCUUGAAAGAGUCCAUUUUUAGCUGCGCAGUGGGUCAUCUGAAGGUCUUUACACAGCCAUGUAAAUACUGUCAGUAUUUUUGGACUCCCACGACUCCAACUUCCUUGAAAUACUGUGUAGCAAAGCAGUCAAGUCUGGAGGUUACAAAUGUUGCAUACAGAAGUUUAAAAAGCAGUUGACUAAAAAAAAAAGAGGUGAAGUUCGUUCAGGUUGAAUUGAAGUGAUGAAUAAUUUAUUCUACAGAUGGACUUAAAAUUCCUCUGGUUCACAUUAAUUAUAUACAAGAAUUAGGUUUGGUUAGUUCAUGCUAUACAACAAGCACACUUGUUUGAAUGUUGCUGUUUGGGGUCAUAUUCUAUAGGCUGAUUAUUGAUGAAGGAAAGGAAUCACUUUAAAGAAUCAUACAAUCAUUGUUACUGUUUGGCAUGAAUGAAGUGAAACAUAAUGCACUUCUCUGCUCAUUUGAAGCAUUGGAAUGUCUUGCUAUGAAGUCUCAAACACUGGGUGCAGGUUUAUUUAUUUUUCAUAUCAGGAAAAAAUAAUAAAGCACAAUAUUGCUCGCGCUAUGUUUUCUGUGGAUGUAUCAUUUUCUUAAUACUUGUUGGGUUUUUGCAUUUGAAUGAUGUUGUGAAUACACUGUAAAAAUAACCUAUUAAAAAAGAAUUGUUUAUGCGUGAGCUUGACAUCUAAAAAGGAAUGUUGAUCAGACAUGUGCGUGAGGUUUGCCCAUUUUCCUUGUGUUGUUUGUGAAGAGUAGUUGUGUCUCAGUUGGAUCAGUGGGCCUUGACUACAUUGUAUUUAAAAAAAAAAAAAAAAAACUUUAGAGGGUUAAUGU
Molecule: messenger RNA, 2182 nt
Organism: Synchiropus splendidus (mandarinfish)
Lineage: Eukaryota; Metazoa; Chordata; Actinopteri; Syngnathiformes; Callionymidae
Product: secretory carrier-associated membrane protein 2-like
Exons: 9
Coding region: 211-1206 (331 amino acids)
Biological process (GO): protein transport
Cellular component (GO): recycling endosome membrane; trans-Golgi network membrane
Source: RefSeq, a predicted model, not a curated record